Vanrija pseudolonga is the source of this 501-nucleotide messenger RNA. RefSeq lists its product as uncharacterized. The coding region runs from base 93 to 356 and encodes 87 amino acids. Lineage: Eukaryota; Fungi; Basidiomycota; Tremellomycetes; Trichosporonales; Trichosporonaceae. The record is from RefSeq and is a predicted model, not a curated record. The transcript is spliced from 2 exons.
GCACACACACAGCCAUCCAACACAACUCAACCACACCGCUCCAAGCUACCAGCUCAGCUCAGCUACCAAAACCACACCACACCCUCCUUAAGAUGUUCGCCCGCGCCGCAGCCCGUUCCCUCCGCCCCGUCGCCACGCCUCUGCAGGCGACGAGCAAGCGCUUCGCGUCUGGCGCCCCUGCUUCCGGCAAGGAACGCCGCUACCUCCGUGACAUGCCUGUCGACGUCUACCCCCUCGCGUUCCUCGUCACCGUCGUCUGCUCCGGCUCGAUCUACAUGUGCGCGCACCACCUCAUCACGGACAAGUCGCUCCGCCUCCUGCCCGACUCGGCGCGCGCCGAGGCCAAGAAGCACUAAGCUGCUCGAGAAGAACGAAAUUGUUGUACCCUGUACAACAUCACCAACUGCCCAUUCAUUACUACUGCGAGGAGGAGCCCCAGAGCCACACCAGCCAACCCCAGAGCGGGAAUGUACAAAUAGAUGGAUGUAGAAGUGCCUACUA